AUGCCGAAUACAACUGAAACCGACUACUUUAUUGGGACGACGCAAGGCAAGACGAAGGACGGGAAACUGACCCACAGAAUUAUAGUUUCCCAAGUAAUUAGACUUGUGGAUGAAGAAGGAUUUGAAGAGGAUUGGAAACAGGAGGAUAUUGAAAUAGACUGCGAGAGGCUCUGGAAGCUGGUGGAAGUGGUGGAUGAUUUGGUGGUAAAAAAAGGGGACUAA
Molecule: messenger RNA, 222 nt
Organism: Micromonas pusilla CCMP1545
Lineage: Eukaryota; Viridiplantae; Chlorophyta; Mamiellophyceae; Mamiellales; Mamiellaceae
Exons: 1
Coding region: 1-222 (73 amino acids)
Source: RefSeq, a predicted model, not a curated record